Messenger RNA from Epinephelus moara (kelp grouper), 2750 nucleotides. Its product is annotated as SAM pointed domain-containing Ets transcription factor. Gene Ontology annotation, molecular function: DNA-binding transcription factor activity, RNA polymerase II-specific; sequence-specific DNA binding. Bases 370 to 1374 code for a protein of 334 amino acids. The transcript has 6 exons. NCBI's taxonomy places the organism in Eukaryota, Metazoa, Chordata, Actinopteri, Perciformes, Serranidae. Gene Ontology annotation, cellular component: nucleus. Gene Ontology annotation, biological process: cell differentiation; regulation of transcription by RNA polymerase II. The record is from RefSeq and is a predicted model, not a curated record.
CACUCACUCGCAGAGUCACUUGCCCUCGCUUCUUCGCAGUUUGUACACACCCCCAGCAGGUGCUUUUACUUCAAGUGUAGUUUGCAGUUGUGCUCCAGGCUGUGACUUUCAGGUUAAGUGUAAUUCCACCAAAGAGCCUGGGAGGGUCUGAGGCCUCUGGGUUUGGGGGCUCUGUGACACUCAUCAGGGGGGAAACAGAGUGAAGGGUGCCCGUUGCCCGCACGUUCCGUCUGAGCUGAGCGUUGGUCUGCGUCAGGGACAAAAGGCCGUCCUUCAUCCUUCAACAGAACCAGAGCUGCGCUGCAUCUUUUAUCAUCCAGUGAAGUCUUUGCCUCUGGCCAUCAGAGCAUCUUUGUCUCGGUACCAGUUAUGUCAAACCCAGUGGGCAGUUUAUCAGAAGGCACAGUGUACGGAUCCCGAAUCGGGAUGACAGAGGACUCCCUCGCCGUCCUGGAGCGAAACAGAGGCUCCGGAGAACCCUGGGACCUGGAGGAAACCAAACCAAACGUGGAGGCCCUGGAGCGUGGCGUGCCGGGCCUCUACCUGUCCUGUUUCGACAUGCUCCUCACUGAAGAAGCCACCUGGCUGGUGAAAGUCUCAGAGGCCUCCCCAACACUGGCUGUACCUAUGACUCGCAUGGGGCCCCAGGAGGAACCGGAGCAAUGCCCUGUCAUCGACAGCCAGGAACAGGGACUCUCUCCUGGGCUGGAGGGGCAGGAGGAGGAGCGGUCUCUGGAGCAGGUGCAGAGCAUGGUGGUGGGAGAAGUGCUGAAGGACAUUGAAACGGCCUGCAAACUGCUCAACAUCACUCCAGACCCCAUAGAAUGGAACACAGGGAACGUCCAGAAGUGGCUGCUGUGGACUGAACAUCUGUACAGGUUGCCCCACGCAGGAAAGGCCUUCCAGGACCUGACAGGAAAGGAUCUGUGUGCUAUGAGCGAGGAGGAGUUUCGACAGCGCUCACCGCAAUGUGGAGACACACUGCACGCGCACCUGGACAUUUGGAAGUCAGCUGCUUGGAUGAAAGAGAGAUGUUCAGUUGGAGAUACAAAAACGACCGGUGGUGAGGAUCUUUGGUCCGAGGCAGACUCAUCUUGUUCUGGUCAGCCCAUUCAUCUGUGGCAGUUUCUCAGAGAACUCCUGCUUAAACCUCACAACUACGGACGCUGCAUCCGCUGGCUCAAUAAAGAGAAAGGUAUUUUCAAAAUCGAAGACUCGGCUCACGUUGCGAGACUGUGGGGACUCAGAAAGAACCGACCUGCCAUGAACUAUGACAAGCUGAGCCGCUCCAUACGUCAGUACUAUAAGAAGGGCAUCAUCCGCAAGCCUGACGUGUCUCAGAGACUGGUCUACCAGUUUGUUCACCCAGUAUGAGGCAGCGACAUAAUGGGAGGAGAGGGAAGAGGAGUGGGAGGAAGAGAUGGGAACCUGGGACUCACUAUCUCACCAUGCACUUGAACACUUAAGAUGAAAAGGUGACAGGAGACACGUGCAGUGAUCGACCCCGAUGGCACACACUUUGACUGCCAACACUGGAGCAACAGCUGCUGUGUGAAUGCUUAUCUGUGCACGACUCGAGAGGAAGAGACAAAACAAAGUGGCUGCUGGGGCUUUUUCCUGCUGCAGAAAAAAAAACAACCACAGAUUUAAAAAAAAACAGAAACUGCCUUUGUCAUUUAUUUGCAUGAUCUGCCUGUUUAUUUUUACAUAAUGUGAUUCUAAAUUACAAUCAUUCAUUACAGCAAACAGUUAGAACUGAUUGCUCCUUCUCAAGCUUCAGGAAAACGCCCACAGCCUGCAGCUACAUUUGUUUUGUCUUUUUGUUUCGCUCGUCUUGACCACUGUCUCUGUUUGAAUUAGAGCCAGUUUUACUGCUUCAGUUGAAAAUGUGGUGAGGAUUGUUUUGCUUCGUUUUUGGGUUUGGUCCUGGCUGUUAUACACACAAUCACUCAGUCAGCUCCUGUAACCCAUCGACCAGCUUUUAUCUCAUCUGAAUCAUACAGAGAAGGAGACUUUAACAGUUUGUUGGAUCUGGAUCCAAGAGUGGAAACCUGUUAUCAGAGAAUCUUCAGCACCUGCUGUGACUGUGUCAUGUAACUGUAUUUUUUUUUUCUCUGUAUGUGUUCCUCGGUAAAGACUGAUGCAAUAUUGCGUCACUGCUGAAGAGCCCUGCUUUAUACUUUGAACUGUCAGCUUUGGUUUGUGCUGCUGUACAUUGCAUUUUAUAUUAUGGGUGUUUUACUGUGGAGACCCGAAGUGUUUAAAGUAUAAUAACUUGUAAAAACAUCAUGAAAUAAAUAAUCAUGUAAAUAAAUGCAGACAUUAAUGCGAUAUUACAAUGAAAUUGUGAAAUAUUUAUUAUUUUUUUAGUCAUGCUAAUAGAGUGGCUCCAUGUGUGGUGAUGUUGAUCUGUCGGUCGCAGGCCUUCAGGAAGUAGACUUUUUUUCCAUUGACUUACGUGAAGAUACAGAGGAUACAUUUUUUUUGAGUGUCGCAAAAUGACUCGUUUCACUGUCAAGAUUUAAUCCAUUCAGUCUGAUAACAUCUGGAAAGUCUGGAAGAGCUGCAAGAUUAAAUCAUUUUAUCCCCACUUAAGUUAGCGGAAUGCUAAACUGGAAGUUGGCUGCUCAGCCUCACAAGGGCAAUUCAGAGUGCUCUACAGAGAAAUAAAAUAUUACAAUUACAAUUAAAAAAUGAAUCAAAUUAAAAAUAUCACAAGUGCAUACAAGUGGUCCAAAGAUAACAAGAUU